AAAUCAUAUAUACACACACGUUGAAGAAGGACAGCCGAUAAUAUAUAAUUAUUGCGCGGGCGCGGGUCAAUAGUCGGCCACGUUGCCUGGCGACGCUCUCACUUCGUAUUCUCUCGAACUCUGGAACACGAUCGGCACAUCAACUUGUCUUCCUCCUUUGACCGUACUCGCGCUCGGUACGCACGCGAAAAGAAAAAGCGAAGAAGAAGAAGCAAAGUCUACACCGGCCUUUCCCAACAAAUCCCAGCAAAGUCUUUCCUUUUCGUAAAACAUCUCUCGAAGUGUGGAUUUCGAGAUCGAUCAACUUUCAUCUCACCUGAGUGAUCACGAUAAAGAUCAGCCUCUUCACACUGGCUUCUCUUUGAGAAGAUCUCGAGUACGUGUUAAUGGACAUUCUACCUGAGUAUUGAAUAUAGUUUCCAAAAACAUCGGUAUGGAACCGAUUAAUUCAGAAUCUGUAAUUUCCGAUCGAACGAUCGACGAGGAAAAUGUGAAAACGUUGAAAACGAAAAAAUUUGAAAUAAAAUCGAAACGUUCAUCAUACGAAAAAUUCGAAGACGCUUGCGGCUUUAAAUUCGUCGAAUUAUCGAGUUUCGAAAAUUUUGUGCGACUACUCUAUCGACCGACGGAUCCAGCAAAUUUGGGUAUAACGAGAGCACUUUUUGGUUUGUGUAUGAUAGUGGACGUUGUCGAAGAAAGAGGAUUGGCGGAUAUCGAUAUAAAAUGGGGAGAUUCAUGGGAUUGUCAUUUCCCACUGAUUCACGGAAUGAAACCACUUUCAUUACCUUGGAUGAUAGUACUUUACGGUGCAAUGUGGUUAGGUGCUUUUGGUAUCAUGCUUGGUGUCAGAUUUAAAUUUGCUUGCGCUUGCUUCGUCGUUCCUUACUGGUAUAUAUUUCUAUUGGAUAAAAGUUAUUGGAACAAUCAUACUUAUCUUUAUGGUAUCGUAGCGACUCUUUUUUGGUGUACCGAAGCAAACAAGUACUUUGCGUUCGAUGCCAGCGAUGCUAAAAAAAUAAAGGAAACCGUGCCACUGUGGAAUUAUUUUAUUUUAAGAUUUCAAUUUUUCGUUCUAUACUUUUUGGCCGGUUUAAAGAAAUCCGGUAAAGAAUGGCUCGAAGGAUAUUCCAUGUUGAAUCUCUCGAGACACUGGGUUUUCGAUCCGUUCAAAAUUUUCUUGACUACCGAAGAAACAGAUUUCUUUAUAGUCCAUUGGUUCGGUUUCAUUUUUGAUUUAACUGUUGGAUUUUGGAUGUUGUUCGAUAAAACUCGAUUACCAGCUAUGAUAUUCUGCACGGCCUUCCACUUGAUGAACUCGAGACUGUUCAGUAUAGGUAUGUUCCCAUACGUUUGCUUAGCGACAAUGCCCCUUUUUUGUAAUGUCGAUUGGCCGCGAACUUUUUACUCUUGGAUCGCGUGUAAACAAAAUAUCUUACUUUCCAAAUGUGUAAAUGUGAUAAAAAAUUGUUUCCAAAGUCCAGUUAAUAAACUGAUAAAUGAACAAACGAAAGAGGUUACUGAUCUAAAUGAAUUCGAUUCGCAAAAAGCUAAUAUGGACGUAAACGAACGCUAUGAGUCGUCUGAAAAUGUAAAACCUAUCGAUAAGUCAACGAUGAAAAAUGUUAAUUCAAAAAAAGUAACGAAAAAACAACAAUUUGUCGUAUCUAUGUUAUUACUUCAUAUUGUCUUACAAUUCUUUUUACCCUACUCGCAUUUUAUCACGAAGGGUUACAACAAUUGGGUUCCAGGUUUGUAUGGCUAUUCCUGGGACAUGAUGGUCCACACUUGGGAUACAAUAUUAGUUGUGAUACGAGUUCACGAUAAUGAGAGCAACGAAGAUCGUUUUCUCGAUCCCGAUACAUGGGUACAGAGUGAUCGAUGGGUGAAACAUGGAGACAUGGCGAGACAAUAUGCUUUUUGUAUAAAGAAUAAUAUACUACGACAGAAAGAGGAAGCUCUGAAUAACAAUCCUAAACACGAAGAAAGAGAAAAAUGGACUAAACUCUCCUCGAAUUUAAGCGUUUACAUGGAUGUAUGGUGUUCCUUGAACGGAAGAUUUCAACAAAGAAUUUUCGAUCCAAACGUUGACAUGUUAACGGUCGAUUGGCAUCCUUUUAAACAUGUUUCCUUUGUAAUGCCACUUCUAACACAAUACAACUCUUAUCGACAUAAAAUGAAUGAUAUUCAAAGAGAUGUAUACAGUUGGUCAAACUACACCGACGUUCUCUUCGUAGCCGAUUUUCCAAGUAUGUCAUUGGAAAAUUACAUUAACAGUGAUUUCACGAAUGUAUCGUUGACGGUCCUCGAAGGUGAAGUAGCAUAUAACGAAGAAAAUCAAAUGGAAAGUGUCACUUUAAAGAAAGGAUUGUCAAUCGACGUAAAAACCGAAAAAUUUCACAGAAUUAAAACGAUUACUCCUUAUCCAGCCUGUUACAUGUAUACUUAUACCAAUCAAACGAAACAAAAAUUGGAUAUUGACAGACAAGUUGAAGACACUAAUACAAAGGAACCAUUCUCCCUCGUACAGGAAUUAAAUUACAAGAUUGAUUCUUGGGCGAGGGCAUUUAGUCAUUUAGCAAAUGCCUUCUUCAAUCUUGUUUACGACGUUCCUAUGAUACGAAGAGUACGGGUUAAGAGACAAGCCUAAGAAAACAAACAUAGAACAAAGUGAUCUCAGAUUAAACCAAAUUAUAUAGAUAUAAUGUUAAAUCGUAAAUAAUUUUAUUUUAAGUAAAGAACUCAUUAUUAUCAUUCAAAAAUUUUAAAGACCUAUUUUUGUACAUUCACAAAUACAAGAAUGUUUAUAAAAUUUCUUAUUGAUUAAUCGAUACAGAUUUGAUUAAUUUAUAAUUUCCGAAAUAUUUAAGACAUCAGAAAUUAUUGUUAAAAAUAUUUUAAUAAUAGAAAAAUUGCAUAAUAUUGUUACUACUUAUUUAAAUCUGUGAUUUUUCUAUUCUUUAUUACCGAUAGACAAAAUUAGCGAAAACUGUAUUACCGAUAAUUGGACAUUGUCGGUAUAUUAUCUUCCAUUGUUAUUUUUUGUUAUAAAGAUGAAGUAUUUUUCAUAAGAUUAUUAUAAAAAAUUAUCUAAGAAAUUAAAAUUAAUAUUAAAAUAAAAGAUAA
Messenger RNA from Vespa velutina, 3123 nucleotides. RefSeq names its product vitamin K-dependent gamma-carboxylase (gene GC). Gene Ontology annotation, biological process: peptidyl-glutamic acid carboxylation. The coding region runs from base 434 to 2647 and encodes 737 amino acids. NCBI's taxonomy places the organism in Eukaryota, Metazoa, Arthropoda, Insecta, Hymenoptera, Vespidae. The record is from RefSeq and is a predicted model, not a curated record. Gene Ontology annotation, molecular function: vitamin binding; gamma-glutamyl carboxylase activity. The transcript has 10 exons.